GUAGGCAACAGUGUGCUGUCAGAAUGCCUUCCUUUUUGAUGCUUGUUUUUUAAUUCUGGCUGUUUUCUUAGUGGCACAAGCAGCAAUCACUGUGGCCUGCGGCAAAAACUCUGUCUCUGUGCGAUGGGUUGAUGCAGACCCUCAAGUGGAUCCAUCCCUGCUCCGCCUGGGUGACAACUAAUGAGAUUAUAUUUGAGGCCGAGAUCAUUUCUCCCACAUUGUCAAAAGCAACACCAAUUUAUUACCCUGUGGCCUGUGCAUAUGAAAGGCCAGAAGACUGGUCGCCUCCUUUGUAUGACCCCCUGCUGUUUCAUACACAUGGCCAUGGAGAUCUGGCCUUUCGUGUAGCGCUCAUGAAGGAUGACUUUAGUGGUGUGGCCACUACCACGACAUUCUCACUAGGCUCAACAAUCCCAAUUGCUGCCUCAGUUGCCCAGCAGAACCAUCAGCCAUUAAUACUGCUGCUGGAUGAGGGUCUGGCAUCCACAACACCAGAACUGGGUCCAGAUUCUCAUGUUUACCCACUCAUUACCAAUAAUGGGUGUCUUGUAGACAGCAAAAAUACAAACUCAAGGUUUCUGCCAAGAAAGCAAUUGUCAGAGAUCAGGCUAAGUCUUCAAGCUUUCAAGUUUGCCAUUGGAGAAGAUGUCUACCUGCACUGCAGGCUUGUGGCAUGGGACCCAAGUGACCUGGAUGGUGGCAAGAAAGCUUGUCAAUAUGACCAGAUCAGCUCACGUUGGGUGCUGAUUGAUGAUCCAUCCCAGAAUUCUCUCUGCAGCUGCUGUGACACUAACUGUCAAGGAAGAAAGAAACGAGGAAUAACAGCAGAUUCCUCAGCUUUAAAUUCUGUUAUUGGGCGUCUGGUUAUUAUUGAAAACUGAGGACUGGGUCAUACCUUGGAUUUGACAAGAUUGCCUCAAAGCCACGGGAGUUGCUUUGGACAUCCUAAGGGUUGAGCUCUACCUGUUCCUGUUCAACUGCUGCGUUUCUUGAGAGAAAUAAACCAUUAUAAAAGUGGAUGUUGUUCGUUAUUACAUAUGUUAAAUGUGUGUGUGUUUUUUUUU
Sinocyclocheilus rhinocerous is the source of this 1064-nucleotide messenger RNA. RefSeq lists its product as uncharacterized. Gene Ontology annotation, cellular component: extracellular matrix. The transcript has 10 exons. Gene Ontology annotation, biological process: positive regulation of acrosome reaction; binding of sperm to zona pellucida; egg coat formation. Bases 132 to 881 code for a protein of 249 amino acids. Gene Ontology annotation, molecular function: acrosin binding. The record is from RefSeq and is a predicted model, not a curated record. Lineage: Eukaryota; Metazoa; Chordata; Actinopteri; Cypriniformes; Cyprinidae.